Varanus komodoensis (Komodo dragon) is the source of this 1383-nucleotide messenger RNA. It is a transcript of the gene ASB13, whose product is annotated as ankyrin repeat and SOCS box containing 13. Lineage: Eukaryota; Metazoa; Chordata; Lepidosauria; Squamata; Varanidae. Gene Ontology annotation, biological process: intracellular signal transduction; positive regulation of protein catabolic process; protein ubiquitination. The coding region runs from base 83 to 919 and encodes 278 amino acids. The record is from RefSeq and is a predicted model, not a curated record. Gene Ontology annotation, molecular function: protein binding. The transcript is spliced from 6 exons.
GACAUUCGGAGUGGGCCGUGGGCCGUGCCUAGCCCCACCGAUUGGCGGGGGCUGCUGGGAUUUGUAGUCUGAGCUGGGGGCAAUGGAAAGGACGGUGACCAGCGGCUCCCUGCUAGGGGAGAUUGGAUUUUGGGCUGCCAGGACGCCCGUUCACGAGGCUGCCCGGAGCGGAGAGGCCCUGCAGCUGCAGGAGCUCAUAGCGAGCGGAGCCUGCGUCAACCUGGUCACCUACGACUCCAUCACACCCCUGCACGAGGCCAGCCUGCGCGGCCAGACCCAGUGUGUGAAAAUUCUCCUUGCGGCAGGAGCGCAGGUGGAUGCCAGGAACAUCGACGGCAGCACCCCACUCUGCGACGCCUGUGCCUCCGGGAGCGUCGAGUGUGUGAAGGUCCUGCUCUCGCACGGCGCCAAGGUCAACCCGCCGCUCUAUACCGCCUCUCCCCUCCACGAGGCCUGCUUGAACGGCAGCGCUGAGUGUGUCCGUCUCCUGGUGGAUGUUGGCGCUAACCUCGAGGCCCACGAUUGCCACUUUGGGACGCCGUUGCAUGUGGCGUGUGCCAGAGAACACCUGGACUGCGUGAAGAUACUGCUCAAUGCAGGCGCCAACGUGAACGCCGCCAAACUUCACGAGACAGCCCUCCACCAUGCGGCCAAGGUGAAGAACGCCGACCUGGUGGAGAUGCUGGUCGAGUUCGGGGGAAACGUCUACGCCAGGGACAACCGGGGGAAGAAGCCUUCCGACUAUACGCAGAGCAACAGCCCCACAGCCAAGCGCUUUGAGUAUUAUGAGAGAAUGCCGCUGAGCUUGUCCCAGCUCUGCCGCCUGAGCCUGAGGCGAGCCAUCGGCCGGCAGGCCCUGCGGAAGAUCACCCAGCUCCACAUCCCUCCGCGAUUAAUCGAGUUCCUCUCCUACAAUUAAGCGGCCGAGGAAGAUGCGGCCUAAACCAGCCUCACGCCAACCUCACGCCAGAACGUUCUGUUUACAUUGAUCUCAGGAGAUCUUACCAAAUGGCUUGAAUGUGAUGGAUGUAAAUACUACCGGUGAGAAAUCUGUCAUCUAAGUGGGCAGGUGGACCCUGCCCCUCGCAGCCUGUUCCCGUAAUAGCACGAAAUAGUUUUACGAGGCUUUUCUGAGCAUGCGGAGCGCUGUUAUCCUGCUCUCCCCACGCCAGAGGCGGAGGGCGGUGCUGACGCGAACGUCGAGGCACUGGGUCCCAGCCCAGGCUCUUCACUGUUUCCGCUGCUCUCGCAUCCGUAGGACCCCGAGGGGGGCACGCCAACAAACACGAGCAUUUCCACUACUGUGAAAAAGGAUUCUGCAGCGCAUGGUUCCUUUGCACGCCUGCUCUGGCAGUGGAAUAUAUCCUUUUCCGUGUGCACCUA